AUGACAAUUACUGCCUUUCAAGUCGAUAAUGCGUCGGUUCUCGAAGCGCUUCCGGACUCCUCGGCCAUCUCUUCGCAGCGACACGCCAAGCCGGCAAAAUGGAACGCAUACAUCAUAUUCGAUAACAGAUUCGGGGCUUACGAACACCCAAAAUAG
Messenger RNA from Plenodomus lingam JN3, 156 nucleotides. The record is from RefSeq and is a predicted model, not a curated record. NCBI's taxonomy places the organism in Eukaryota, Fungi, Ascomycota, Dothideomycetes, Pleosporales, Leptosphaeriaceae.